Molecule: messenger RNA, 2155 nt
Organism: Durotheca rogersii
Lineage: Eukaryota; Fungi; Ascomycota; Sordariomycetes; Xylariales; Xylariaceae
Product: T-complex protein 1
Exons: 6
Coding region: 215-1846 (543 amino acids)
Biological process (GO): protein folding
Cellular component (GO): chaperonin-containing T-complex
Molecular function (GO): ATP binding; ATP hydrolysis activity; ATP-dependent protein folding chaperone
Source: RefSeq, a predicted model, not a curated record
GAAGAGAAGUACGUGGGUACUUGCCAUCUACCUAUCACUUUCCCCACCAGCAGAGGUACCUUAACGGGUUUUUUCCCCCCCUUGACAAGCUGCUAGCACUCUCUCCGCUGCCUACCUACUACAACAUCCAAAAACCCGGCAUACCGCGAUCGUGCUCUCGACGACACGCACUUCACAACCUAGUACUCCGUCCUCCCCGUAGCAGCCCAUCAGAAUGUCUGCUGCGCAGCUUCUCAACCCUAAAGCUGAGUCUCGGCGGCGGGGCGAAGCUCUGCGGGUCAACAUCAGCGCCGGCGAAGGUCUGCAAGAUGUUCUCAAAUCCAACCUCGGCCCGCUGGGCACUAUCAAAAUGCUGGUCGAUGGUGCCGGACAGAUCAAACUUACCAAGGAUGGCAAUGUUUUAUUACGAGAGAUGCAAAUACAAAACCCUACCGCCGUCAUGAUCGCUAGGGCAGCCACCGCCCAGGACGACAUCUGCGGAGACGGCACGACGUCGGUGGUCUUGCUGGUGGGAGAGCUUCUCAAGCAGGCCGAUAGAUACAUCGCCGAGGGCCUCCAUCCUCGCAUCAUAACUGAGGGAUUCGAGAUUGCCAAGAACGAGUCCCUGAAGUUUCUUGACUCGUUCAAGCUUCCGAAAGAAGUCGAUCGGGAGCUCCUCCUGUCCGUCGCCCGAACGUCGCUAUCCACGAAGCUCAACGCGACCCUCGCCGAGAAGCUUAACGCCGCUAUUGUCGACGCUGUCUUAGCCAUCUAUCAACCCCCCGCGAAACCCGACUUACACAUGGUAGAGAUUAUGAAGAUGCAACACCGCACAGCCUCUGAUACCCAGCUCAUCCGCGGCCUUGCGUUAGAUCACGGUGCCCGACAUCCAGAUAUGCCCAAGAGACUAGAAAAUGCGUACAUCCUUACUAUGAAUGUUAGCUUGGAGUACGAGAAGUCGGAGAUCAACUCAGGCUUCUUCUAUUCGAGCGCGGAGCAGCGUGACAAGCUGGUCGAGAGCGAGCGUAAAUUCGUCGACGCCAAGUUGAAGAAGAUAGUGGAGCUGAAAAAGCAGGUCUGCCCCGACGAUUCCAAGAGCUUCGUGAUCGUGAACCAGAAGGGUAUCGACCCGCUUUCCCUGGACGUGCUGGCCAAGAAUGGUAUAUUUGCCUUGCGGAGGGCCAAGAGGAGAAAUAUGGAGCGGCUGCAACUGAUCUGCGGCGGUGUCGCCCAGAACAGUGUGGAAGACCUCUCGCCCGAGGUUCUUGGCUGGGCUGGCUUGGUGUACGAGCAGCAGCUAGGCGAGGAGAAAUAUACCUUCAUCGAAGACGUAAAGGACCCCAAGUCCGUAACGCUGUUAAUCAAGGGUCCCAACGCCCACACUAUCACCCAGAUUACCGACGCCGUUCGCGACGGUUUGCGGAGUGUAUACAACACGAUCGUCGACAAGAGUGUCGUCCCAGGCGGUGGCGCUUUCCAGGUUGCCUGCGCGGCUCACUUAAAAAGCGACGCCUUCAAGAAGACGGUCAAAGGCAAGGCCAAGUGGGGCGUCGAUGCUUUCGCGGACGCGCUCCUGAUCAUCCCGAAGACGCUUGCGGCAAAUGCUGGUCACGACAUUCAGGACGCACUCGCCUCCCUCCAAGACGCGUACGCGGACGGCGACGUCGUAGGUCUGGACCUGAUCCUGGGCCUGCCCAUGGACCCGACGCUGGAGGGCGUCUACGACUCGUUCCGCGUUCUGCGGAACUGCGUUGCUUCUUCGUCGAGCAUCGCGUCGAAUCUCCUGCUCUGCGACGAGAUGCUCAAGGCCCGCCAGAUGGGGCGGCAGGGCCUCCCAGGUGCCGGAGCCGACGGGGCCGAGGAGUGAUAGCGAGCGGGAAGGUGGUGGAAGUAAAACGCGAUGGCAACGGCCGAUGCCAUUGUAUGUUAGACGCAAAAGGAUGGACCUGGAAACCGAACCUGGCGUGUUUUCAAUACAUAGAAAUGUACAGGGUUGUGAGGCGCUUUUGGGAGAGGGGAGGAAAGGGUGUGCGUUUUGGCGGCGGUUCCUUUCGUGGCCUCGCUGCCUUAAUCGUAAGGCACGCAAGACGAGUUGAAAGGUAAACCUAGUUGAUCAAUUGAAGGUGUAAAAACUAAACUGCUAAAAGGGCUUAAAUACAGCGUUUUACGAACAGUU